Messenger RNA from Camellia sinensis, 1435 nucleotides. RefSeq names its product Ankyrin repeat family protein (gene ANK6). Gene Ontology annotation, cellular component: BRCA1-A complex; BRCA1-BARD1 complex. NCBI's taxonomy places the organism in Eukaryota, Viridiplantae, Streptophyta, Magnoliopsida, Ericales, Theaceae. Gene Ontology annotation, biological process: protein K6-linked ubiquitination. The record is from RefSeq and is a predicted model, not a curated record. Gene Ontology annotation, molecular function: protein binding; ubiquitin-protein transferase activity.
CACCCAAAACGUUCUCCAUCUCUGCGAUCUAGGGUUUUUGAGUUUCUCUUCAUUCCUCUCUUUCUCGAUCUCCAAAUUCCUAUGCAAUCUCCAAUUUCUCUCCAUAUUCUACCAGGAUUCGUUUGAUUUUUCAUCAAAAUCGUUUUCUUUGCUUAUUAAUUCAAUCAAUUAGGGUGUUGGCAAUUCAAUAAUGAUAAUCUCUUUCGUAUUUCGCUUCUCAUCGUCAUCGCUGGUCACGAAGCUUCGCAAUCUUCGAGUUCUCGGCCCUGGUUUGAAUCCCUUUGCUCCCUACAACAUGGCCAAUCACUCCUCUCGUUAAUUGUUUUUGCCACUCUUUUUUUGCGUUUUGUGUUCUCUCAACCAUGUAAAAAAAAGCCUUGAAAUAUCUCAUCUUCAGAUCUUAUCUAUCGCUUCAAGUUCUAUCGAUAGGUUGAAGUUUUAUCGAUUAAAGUUUUAGGGUUUUGUGUAGUGAGUUAAAGAUAAGAUCAGUCUGGCUGUUUAAAUCUGGAAAUUUGAGGGUUUUCUUUGAAUUUGGAAGCUUCGUAGUUUUCUGGGUCUUUUUAAUAUAUAGGAACAGGUAUGCCUCAGGACGACCAGUUGGGUUUAACUCGCCGGAGCAGACGCGUGUAUAGGUCUGGGGGCGACAGGGACGAUCGAGGUUGGACUCUGCUUCAUAUUGGUGCCCGAAAAGGUGAUCUCAAGGAGGUUAAGCGCCUUCUCGAUCAAGGAAUGGAUGUGAAUGUGGCUGCGUGGGGCGGCAAAUCACAAGGGGUUACCCCUCUUCAUCUUGCUGCAGAAGGCGGCCAUGUCAAAGUUAUGGAUGAAUUGCUUGAUCGUGGUGCUAACAUUGAUGCCCGAACUAAGGGUGCAUGUGGCUGGACUCCGCUUCACAAUGCAGCCAAAGAAAGAAAGAAGCAAGCAGUUAAAUACCUAGUAGAAAAUGGGGCAUUCUUGCCAGAUGAUAUGAAUGACACCAGGUUUAAUCCGCCACUCCAUUAUUGCCCCGGUCUUGAAUGGGCUUAUGAUGAGUUGAGGCGUAUCCAGCAAGAGAGCACGUCAUCAAGCGAGGCCUCUUACAGUUCCGAAAGUUGAGGCCUUCUCAGUCCCCCUUCUCCAACAAGACAGCUCAUCAUCAAGCGAGGCCUCUUACAGUUCCAAAAGUUGAAGUCCAUCUCAUCCCCCACUUCCUGUAUUACGGAGCAUCUUUCAUGCUGUGUCUUAUAUUCCUGUUGCUUGACAACGGACAUUGGAUGUGUUUGCCUUCUUUAUCUAAUCUGCUACUGCUGGAUCUUAUUUCGUGUAGUGUUUGGCUUUAUUUCAUCUGCUACUUCUGGAUCUGAUAUUGUGUGGUGUUUGCCUUUUUUUUUCUCGUCUUAUAUGUUGAUGACAGUGGAUCAUAAAUAAAGAGUGUGUUCAGAUGGUUGUCUUUCUCUAA